Messenger RNA from Aspergillus steynii IBT 23096, 1595 nucleotides. Its product is annotated as sugar porter family MFS transporter. NCBI's taxonomy places the organism in Eukaryota, Fungi, Ascomycota, Eurotiomycetes, Eurotiales, Aspergillaceae. The transcript has 5 exons. Gene Ontology annotation, molecular function: carbohydrate:proton symporter activity. The record is from RefSeq and is a predicted model, not a curated record. Gene Ontology annotation, cellular component: membrane. Gene Ontology annotation, biological process: transmembrane transport; carbohydrate transport. The coding region runs from base 19 to 1572 and encodes 517 amino acids.
GAAGAUUCAAGCCAACAAAUGACUCCUGAUCAAGCUUCAGAGCUUGCAGAUGUGGUGACCAACGGGAAAUAUAGCCCUUGGACCUGGUCCAUGCUUCGUCUCUACGGUGUCCUUCUUGUGGGCUUCUUCUGUGCCACAAUCAAUGGCUAUGAUGGCUCGGUUAUGGGCGGCCUGAAUGCCAUGGAGUCUUAUCUGAAUUACUUUAACAUGAAAUCUGCGUCAUCGAGUACCGGAUUUGUAUUUGCGAUAUACGGAAUUGGUUCCAUUGCUGCCGUGCCCUUCGUGGGCCCGUUGAAUGACUGGCUCGGCCGACGUUCUGCUCUCUUCGUUGGCUCCCUCAUCGUCAUACUGGGAGCCUGCGUGACUGGCGCAUCGAAAAACCAUGGAAUGUUCCUCGGGGGACGUUUCGUGCUAGGGUUUGGGGUCUGUUUCUGCAACGUCACGGCGCCGGUCUAUGUCAGCGAACUGGCCCAUCCCGUCUGGCGUGGCACUUUGAUGGGAAUGUACAACAGCUUUUGGCAUAUCGGCUCGAUCUUAGCGGCCUGGGUGAUCUACGGAGCCAAAGAUGCCGGCCCCGGGGGAUGGCGCAUCCCACUAUACUGCCAAUUAAUUGCAUCAGGCAUCGUAGUCUGCUUCAUCUGGUUUCUCCCCGAGUCCCCUCGCUGGCUGGUGGCGAACGGGAAGAUCUCCGCUGCGCGCAAAGUCUUGACUCGAUACCACGGCGAAGGAGACCCUGACCACCCCUUGGUGCAAUUCCAGAUGCGAGAAAUGGAGAACCAGAUCUCCGUGAGCUCUACGGAUAAGCGAUGGUGGGACUACAGUGCUCUCUGGAAGACGCGGUCAGCCCGCCGCCGUCUCAUUUGUGUCGUCUCCAUGGGCUUCUUCGGCCAGUGGUCAGGAAACUCCGUCACCAGCUACUAUCUCCCCGUGAUGCUGCAGAACGCAGGCAUCACCAGCGAGAGCCGCAAGCUGCUCCUCAAUGGCAUCUACCCUCCACUCUGCUUCGUGGCCUCGCUCGUCGGCGCCCGUCUCAUGGACAUGGCCGGUCGUCGCCCUUUACUCCUCUACUCGCUGGUCUUCAUGAUCGUCGCCUUCGGCAUCCUCACCCCAACCUCCAAACUGGCCGCCGAGAACCCAUCCAAUAGCACGGCGGCCAACUCCACCAUCGCAUUCAUCUACCUCUUCGGUAUCGCGUACGCGGUGGGCUGGACGCCCAUCACACCUGUCUAUAUUGUCGAGGUGCUGGAGACCAAUGCCCGCGCCAAGGGCAAGUCUUUUGCCUUGUUGCUUAUCUCCGCUUCCAGCACAGUCAUCCAGUAUGCGUCCGGGCCGGCGUUUGAGCAUCUCAAGUACUACUUCUACAUCGUGUUUAUCGGCUGGGAUGUCUUUGAGAUGGUAAUUAUUUACUUCUUCUGGCCUGAAACGAAGGGUCGUACGCUGGAGGAGCUGAACGAGGUGUUUGAGGCGCGGAACCCGGUUAAGAAGAGCUUAGAGAAGAAGAGCUUGCACACGGUCAUGCAUACGAUGCAUGUGGAUAAGUCGGAUCAAGCUGAGUCUCGGGCGCAGGGGUGAGAGGAAGAUGGAGGCUAUCGCGU